AUGUCGAUAAUUGCUGUGACUGCCACUGCAGUCGCAGCAAUAUUGACGGGAUGCUCCGAGACACAUGCUUUUCAACCGUCGAUGAUGGGCAGAGCUCAGCCGCGCAUGGCGAGUUGCAAUCAUCAUCAACAGAAGUUCUUGCCUUGUAGUCUCCAACGUCAUCCGAUCCUCAUUCAAUCAACAUCGCAACCUGCAAGAAGCCUGCUGGGCAAGUCCAAGUCUCGCGUCAGAUGUCAGGACAGACCUGCUCUGAGGGGUGCGGAGCAAGCGAGCGAGUCGGAGGAGAAGAAGGCGGAGGCAACUAAUAGCUCAAUCGUCUCUGGGAAGGCUCGGCUCUAUGGCGCGACUGAGACGAGGAGGGGACAUGGGGGAGGAUUUGUAAACGGACUUCUGGGAGCUGUGGCAGAUCGAGAGUUCGAUGCUGCCAUCUUCGCUCUCGCCAUCCCAGCCCUGGGGUCACUCAUCAUUGAGCCGGUGGUCCGAACGCUGGAAGCUGUCAUGGUCGGGAGGCUGGGAGCUGCGCCACUUGGAGCCCUCAGUAUUGGAGGGUCGGUGGUCUCCGUGUCUUUCCCUCUCUUCAAUUUCUUUUCCUACGCCACCACUCCCAUGGUUGCUCGAGCUCUUGCUCGUGACGAUCCCAACGAGGCGUCUCGGCUAGUCGCUCAGGGGAUCUGGUUGUCGACAGCAGUAGGAUGCGUGCUGGGAACUCUCAUGUUCAAGUUUGCGGACAACAUCUUGAAGACGAUGGGAUCCAACGCUGAGAUCUUUCCCUUCGCCCGAGCCUUCCUCAUCAUCCGAGCCUUCGCUGCUCCUGCGGAGCUGUGGCUGCUGGUAGCGAAGGGAGCUUCCUAUGGGCAUCAGAACACGCGAGCUCCUCUCCUCGCCAUUGCGACUGGAAGUGCUGUUCACCUUGUACUGGAUGCUGUCUUCAUUCUUGGACUAGAGAUGGGGCUGUCAGGGGCAGCGCUGGCCGUCGUCAUUUCCCAGUAUCUUGCAGCUCUCUUCCUGCUGCGAUGCCUGGUGCAAGAUGGAAUCUUGAAGAUCUCAGACUUGAGGAGGCUUCCUGACAUCACCAAGAUCUUCACUUACCUCUCAGCCGGCAGCGCUCUCCUCAUCCGCACAAUGUCCAUGCAGGCCUUCUACACUGUCAUGACCUCUUACGGCGCCAGGAUGGGAACAGCAGUCAUCGCUGCACACGCCAUCGCUCGUCAAUGCUCUUCGCUCGAGGCUCUAGUGGUUGACGGACUUGCCGUAGCGGCGCAGGCGUUGGUCGCCAUGUACAUCGGCAAGGGGGACAGGGUGUCAGCGCGGAGGCUGUGCAGGAGACUGCUGUUCCUCGGCGGAGUUGCGGGAACUGUGCUGGGAGGGCUACUGUGGGCGGCGUCAGGGCCGAUUGCGUCGGUAUUUUCUACAGACCCCAACGUGCUUGCGGAGGCUAGGAGAGCAAUGCCGCUGGUUGCUGCCAUCCAACUUCCAGCAGCGCUGGCCUACAUAUUCGACGGGAUCUUCCUGGGAGCAAGAGACUUCCGCUUCCUCGGCAUCGCCAUGUUUUUCUGCGUCAUUCCCGCAUCUGCCGUGCUCGUGACGGUCGCCGCCACUCUCGAUGUCGGCCUCCUCACUCUGUGGAUGGCUUCGGGCACGCUCCUCGUCUCCCGAGUCAUCGCUCUAUCUUGGCGGUACAACUCCGAUAAGGGUCCUCUCUCGCCCAGCAAAGACGUAGCAGCCGCACAACCGAGCAGCUAA
Messenger RNA from Guillardia theta CCMP2712, 1743 nucleotides. RefSeq lists its product as hypothetical. Gene Ontology annotation, molecular function: antiporter activity; xenobiotic transmembrane transporter activity. Lineage: Eukaryota; Cryptophyceae; Pyrenomonadales; Geminigeraceae. The record is from RefSeq and is a predicted model, not a curated record. Gene Ontology annotation, biological process: transmembrane transport. The transcript is spliced from 23 exons. Gene Ontology annotation, cellular component: membrane. Bases 1 to 1743 code for a protein of 580 amino acids.